Messenger RNA from Rotaria sordida, 286 nucleotides. Lineage: Eukaryota; Metazoa; Rotifera; Eurotatoria; Philodinida; Philodinidae. The record is from the annotation of a GenBank genome assembly.
UGAUUUAUGGCCUCAAUCAGAUCAAUUUGAUUAUACACGUUGGUUACGUGAUCCUAAAACAGGUUUGAAACCAAAAUUACCUCAUCCAUUUACUUAUCUUCCGUUGGCUAUUGAUCCACGAAACUGUAUUGGACAAAAUUUUGCUUUAUUAGAAGCAAAAAUUAUCUUAGCUAUGUUUGUUCAACGAUGUAAUUUUGAAAUGAUACCAGGACAAAAAAUAAUACCGGAUUUUAAAAUUACAAUGCGCACAAAAUAUGGUCUUUUAGCAAGAAUUAGUAAACGUUAG